This is a messenger RNA of Passer montanus (Eurasian tree sparrow), 1782 nucleotides long. RefSeq names its product cathepsin S (gene CTSS). NCBI's taxonomy places the organism in Eukaryota, Metazoa, Chordata, Aves, Passeriformes, Passeridae. The transcript has 8 exons. Gene Ontology annotation, biological process: immune response. Gene Ontology annotation, cellular component: lysosome. Gene Ontology annotation, molecular function: cysteine-type endopeptidase activity. Bases 206 to 1201 code for a protein of 331 amino acids. The record is from RefSeq and is a predicted model, not a curated record.
AGCGCUCCGGAUCCCACCCCGGACCCCCUCCCGGCCCCUCCCUGGUGCUGGAGCAGCUCCUGGAGGGAAUUUCGGGGUGCGUGUCCGGGCGGGCCGGUGGCAGCGCCAGGUCACCGCGGUGUUGUCACCUCCCUGCCCAGACCGGAUUUGUCACCGAGGGGUCAGUCCCGGCUCCGAGCCCUCGGCUCCUGCUGCGGAUCCCGGGAUGGAGCCGCUGGCUCCCGCCGCCCUCCUGGCCCUGCUGCUGCUGGCCCUGGGACACCCCGACCCCGCGCUGGACCAGCACUGGCAGCUCUGGAAAAAAUCCUACGGGAAGGAAUAUCACCCCCAGGAGGAGUUUCUCCGUCGCCUGACGUGGGAGAAGAACCUGUGGCUGGUGACCCUGCACAACCUGGAGCACUCCCUGGGGCUGCGCUCCUACACGCUGGGCAUGAACCACCUGGGGGACAUGACCAGCGAGGAGGUGGCUGCCUCGCUGACGGGGCUCCAGCUCCGUCCCCGUCCCCGCCGGAAUUCCGCGCUCCCGGCCCCGCUCCGGCCGCUCGGCGCCGUCCCCGCGGCGCUGGACUGGCGGGACAAGGGCUGCGUGACCGAGGUGAAGAACCAGGGCGCCUGCGGAUCCUGCUGGGCCUUCAGCGCCGUGGGAGCGCUGGAAGCGCAGGUGAAGCUGAAAACCGGGAAUUUGGUGUCGCUGAGCGCCCAGAACCUGGUGGAUUGCUCCGGGAUGUACGGGAACAAGGGCUGUGCCGGGGGGUUCAUGACGGGGGCGUUCCAGUACAUCAUCGACAACGGCGGCAUCGAGUCCGACGAGUCCUAUCCCUACACGGCCCAGAACGGGACGUGCCACUACAACGCCUCCGCCCGCGCCGCCUCCUGCUCCCGGUUCCUGGAGCUGCCCGCGGGCGACGAGGCCGCGCUCAGGGACGCCGUGGCCACCGUGGGCCCCGUGGCCGUGGCCAUCGACGCCACCCGGCCCAGCUUCUUCCUGUACCGCUCCGGGGUGUUUGACGACCCCCAGUGCUCGCAGGAGGUGAACCACGGCGUGCUGGUGGUGGGAUACGGCUCCCUGGAAAACAAGGAAUACUGGCUGGUGAAGAACAGCUGGGGCGUGCACUUCGGAGACGCGGGGUACAUCCGCAUGGCCCGCAACGCCUCCAACCUCUGCGGCAUCGCCAGCUACGCCUCCUACCCGCUCAUCUAGCCAGAGCCGCCUCCCGGAGCUCCGGAUUUCCAGGGAUCCCGUCCCAGCAGGGAGCCCUGCGCCUCCAGGCGUCGUCUGGUGGUUGGGUCCGUGGGCUGGGAGGGGAUCCUGGGUGUGGGAGUGGGAAUGGUGUUGGUGGGAAUGCAGGGAAUGGUUUUACGGCGGGGGGAAAUUGGGGGUUUGGGGGUGAAAUGGUGAUUCCUGCAGGAAUCGGGUGCAGGGAUAACAGGGAUCAGGUACGGGGAUCAUUGGGAUCAAGUAUCAGGAUCACAGGGAUCACUGGGAUAAGGUACAAGGAUCACUGGGAUCAUUGGGAUUGGGUACCAGGACCACAGGGAUCAUUGGGAUCAAGUAUCGGGAUCACAGGGAUCACUGGAAUCAGGUACUGGGAUCACUGGGAUCAUUGGGAUCAUUUGGAUCGGGUAUCAGGAUCACAAGGAUCAUUGGGAUUGGGUGCCAGGAUCAUUGGGAUCAUUUGGGCCAGGUAUCAGGAUCACAGGGAUCGUGGAUUCCUCCCUCCGGAGCUGCUGGAAUUGCAGAUAUUCGUGGAAAAUAAAAGAUUGCAUUUUGCUGCCUCAAAA